Molecule: messenger RNA, 2521 nt
Organism: Leptidea sinapis
Lineage: Eukaryota; Metazoa; Arthropoda; Insecta; Lepidoptera; Pieridae
Gene: Fim
Product: plastin-2
Exons: 15
Coding region: 286-2412 (708 amino acids)
Biological process (GO): actin filament network formation; actin filament bundle assembly
Cellular component (GO): actin filament; actin filament bundle; cytoplasm
Molecular function (GO): calcium ion binding; actin filament binding
Source: RefSeq, a predicted model, not a curated record
AUUGAAUUCAGAAGUCAGAACUGUCAAACUAGUAAACUAAACGCGUUUGGAGCUGCGUGUAGAGUUGACGAUACAGUGUUAAAAAGUUAUUUAGAUAGUGUUUUUGUAUUUUCUGAUUUCUCUUUAUUGUGUACUUGUAUAGUGCUGUGAUUUUGUAUAUUAUAAUAUUUUUUAUCAUUUUUGCAAGGUAGUUUUAAGUGAAAAGUGAUUGCGUCGAGAGACGAAAGUACUGCAUUAUAGUGAAUGUGUUGUAUUUAAUUUUGUGAUAAAAUCAUUUAAGUGGCAAUGGCAGAUAAUUCAAAAUUGACUGAUGAAGAGAUAGCAGAAAUCAGAGAACAAUUCGCUCAGCUGGACACAAGUGGCAACGGCUACAUCGACCUCAAAGAGCUGAAGGACGCGUUAGACAGUGUCGGAUAUAAAAUACCACAAUGGAAGGUCCGUUGCAUGAUAGAAGAGUACAACGACAACGGCACCAAGCACGGCAGAGCCAUGAACGGCGCGGUGAACGGAGACUCCAGGAAGAACGGCAUCACCCUGAAGGAGUUCGAAGAGCUGUGCGCCAACCUCAAAGCGCAACAGGUUUCCAGCACAUUUAAACAGGCAGUCAGUAAAAAGGAGAAUUUAGAACAUCUAGGAGGCAUGAGUGAAGCAUCAAGUGAUGGUACGACGCAUUCGGUUCGCCAAGAGGAACAGAUGGCGUUCUCCGGUUGGAUAAACAGUAACCUGGAACACGACCCAGAUUUAAAGCACCUGCUACCCAUCGACCCUGAAGGCAAGCAGCUCUACGAAAAGCUCAAGGAUGGAUUGAUUCUUUGCAAAGUCAUAAACCACUCGUGCCCGGACACGAUAGACGAGCGCGCCAUCAACAAGAAGAACUUGACCCUGUACACCAAGCACGAGAACCUGACCCUCGCGCUGGUCUCCUCGCAGGCCAUCGGCUGCAACAUUGUCAACAUUGACGCGCACGACCUCGCUAAAGGUAAGCCUCACCUGGUUCUGGGUCUUCUCUGGCAGAUCAUCCGUAUAGGACUGUUCAACCAGAUCACGUUGGAGCACUGCCCUGGUCUCACCGAGCUACUGAACGACCAGGAGCGAAUAGAAGACCUGCUGGCUCUAUCUCCAGAAGCGAUCCUGUUGCGAUGGGUGAACCACCAGCUGCAGAGCGCCGGCGUGACGCGUCGCUGCACCAACUUCCAGCAGGACGUGGCCGACUCCGAGAUCUACUCGUACUUGUUGAAGCAGAUCGCUCCCGACGAUGCUGGAGUCACCAUGGACGCGCUCAGAGAAUCGGACCUGAUGCGUCGCGCGGAGGUGAUGCUGCAGCAAGCUGCCAAGCUGCGGUGCCGCGCGUUCGUGACGCCCGCCGACGUGGUGGGCGGCGUCUACAAGCUGAACCUGGCCUUCGUGGCCAACCUGUUCAACCAGCACCCUGGCCUGCAGCGGAACGAGACGGACGCCGACGCCUACCACCAGCUGGACGAGACCAGGGAGGAGAAGACGUACCGUAACUGGAUGAACUCAAUGGGCGUGGCACCUCACGUCAACUGGCUGUACUCGGACCUGACUGACGGUCUGGUCAUCUUCCAGCUCUACGACAUCAUCAAACCGGGAAUUGUUAACUGGAAGAAGGUGCACCGGCAGUUCUCGAAGCUGCGCAAGUUCAUGGAGCGUCUGGAGAACUGCAACUACGCGGUGGAGCUGGGCCGCCAGCUGGGGUUCUCGUUGGUGGGCAUCGCCGGCGCUGACAUCAACGAGGGCAACGCCACGCUCACCCUGGCUCUAAUAUGGCAGCUGAUGCGCGCGUACACACUGUCCGUGUUGACGCGGCUGGCCAACACCGGUAACCCCAUCAUCGAGCGGGAGAUCGUGCAGUGGGUCAACAACAAGCUGCAGUCCGCCGGGAAGACCUCCUCCAUUAAGAGCUUCCAGGACGAAGUGCUCGCUGAUGGCAAGGUGGUGAUCGACCUGAUCGACGCUAUCAAGCCGGGCUCCAUUAACUACGACUUGGUGCUGCCAGGAGCUAACGAGGAGGAAAAGUUGGCGAACGCGAAAUACGCCAUCUCUAUGUCAAGACGUUGCGGCGCGCGCGUGUACGCUCUGCCUGAAGACAUCACCGAGAGGAAGCCCAAGAUGAUCAUGACGGUGUUCGCGUGUCUGAUGGCCCUCGACUACAUCCCCUCGCUCGACGCGCCCGUCACACAGUCGGAGGGUGUUACCUCAUCACCGGCUUACGUAGAAGACCUACAAGAUGACGUCGCUCUCUUGAACAGCUCCGGCGAUUCUACCAACGUGGAGAUUAUCGAAUGCCUUGACGAUUCGGGUAUUGGCGAAACACCAGAAAAACCCAUGGUACCACCGAAACCUGAAAACCUGUCACCACUCCCACGAUCAACGUCUGUUACUUUGGAGUAAUAUGGAUUCAAAAAGAAAGAAAAAUUUUAACCAAUUUAGUUGUAUAUUCAAAUAUGUGUCAAAUAUUUUUUUACCAAGAGUUGUUUUUAAAAUAUAUUUCCUUAUAAAA